AUGCCUCCAGCAAGGGCGCCGAGUGCCCUUCUGCUGCAUUCAUUGAGGUCUUUGAACUUCGAGACUCCUCUACUCGGUGCUUCGGCGCGGUCGCUCACCACCACAAGCUCCACGCGUGAAGAAGCAGAAGCCCAAAAACCGUCCUUUUAUCGAAACCCAGAUCCUGCCACGGUUUUUGUGCCACGACUUGAAAGAAAACUGAGCAGAGAGGGAAAGCCACCGAUCGGAUCACGAAGACGGCGUGCGGCCCUCGCACAAUCUCCCGGCAUUGCUUUUGAUCAGUUGCCUUACCAAUGCUUCCAAGAAGCUCGCAAGAUCCUCAUUGAGGACAGAGCGGAAAAAUUGAAAAAGAUAGAGACGGAAAGAGCUCGCAUUGCUCGCCUUCAGGAUGUCGAUCCGAGCACGUUUCCAGGCGGCGAGGUCUACAAACAAAGGAGAUUGCGGAGUAUGCAAGCAGAGCUGGAGCAAUUGAAGAUAUUGGCUGACAUCAACGAUCCCAACGUCAAGCGGCGAUUCGAGGAUGGCAAAGGCGAUAUGAACAAACCCAUCUACAGAUAUCUCGCCGAACGGAAAUGGCGGGAGUACCCAAGGAAAAUCCUGGUUCAGCGGAUUACGCAGAUGAAUGUGCUGCCCGACGUGAUUCCAAAUUGUGAUCCCAUUCUGGACGUCAAAAUCUCGUUCGGCAAGAAGGCUGUACCACCGGGCGACUUUGUUGAGUCACACAUAAGCGAAAACCCGUGUCAGCUUGUUUUACAACCCUUUGACCGAGGCGAGAAGAUGGUCACCAUUGCCAUCGUCGAUCCAGACGUCCCAAACACCGAGACCGACAGUUUCGAAACUAGAUGUCACUUUCUAGCAUCCAACAUCACUGUCUCAGCUACCCAAACCUUGGUCGAUCUCGCCAAAUUCUCCGCGGAUGCUCAGGUCCUGCUUCCGUGGCUGCCACCUCACGCACAAAAGGGUAGCCCUUAUCAUCGAUUGUCCAUCAUUGUCUUGCAGCAAAAGGACAACAUUCCUAUCGACCUAGAGGUUGCUAGGAAGAAGGUCGAAAGAAACGGAUUCUCCACCCGCAGCUUCAUGAGCAGGCAUAUAUUGAGCCCCAUCAGCGCGUCUCUCUUCAGAACUCAAUGGGACGACAGCACUGCGGCUGUUAUGCAGAGAGCAGGUCUUGCAGGCGCCGAUGUCGAGUUGAAGAGAAAGAAGGUCGAGCCUCUGCCCUAUAAGAGGCGCAAUCCAAGCAGCUUCAGAUAG
Messenger RNA from Exophiala viscosa, 1251 nucleotides. RefSeq names its product phosphatidylethanolamine-binding protein. NCBI's taxonomy places the organism in Eukaryota, Fungi, Ascomycota, Eurotiomycetes, Chaetothyriales, Herpotrichiellaceae. The transcript has 2 exons. The coding region runs from base 1 to 1251 and encodes 416 amino acids. The record is from RefSeq and is a predicted model, not a curated record.